GGAGGAAGGCGCGCACUGCCGAAGGAGAGCUGGUAAACUUGUGUAUGACUUCUCUUAUGUUAAGAGGCUCUUUUCUGCAAAGUAUUCAAAAUGCAAGUCACCGUAAGAUCAAACAGCAGAUAACCGAAGUCAACCGACGAGGUCUCUACGCUGGCGUCAACGGUUAAGAGUUAACGUUCAGACCUGAGCCAUGUCACGACAGAUGGGAGACAGCCAUCGAAGAUUUCUACAGACCAUGAUGGUCAAUGGCAUUGUUGAUGAACAAGGAGCAAGGACACUUUAUCAGCAUUGCUGUGAAACACACAACACACAGUACGCUCCUGACAAACUGGAUGAGUUCAUUGAUACGAUCAACUCAAAGCUGCAGCCCAUGUUCAUGCAGAUAAGAAAAGGGAUGUCUGAAGAUAAUGGUCAACAAUACUACGCCUUGGUGAACAUGGCUGAGACUGACGUCACCAGAAUGUCAUCAGAUUAUGCCGACAAUGAGCUGGAGCUGUUUAGGAAAACGAUGGACCUGAUUGUGGGCUCUGAGAAUGGCAAGGCGUCCUCCACCGACAUCCUGAACAGCGCAGACACCAUGACCAGCAAAAAGCUGAAGAAAAGUGAGACAGAGCACCUCCUGAACCGACUCGUGCAUGACAAAUGGCUCAGUGAGAAACGGGGUGAAUACACCUUGUCCACCAGGUGUAUUAUAGAAAUGGAGCCAUAUAUCCGCACAAUGUAUCAAGACCAGGUCAAAGUGUGCCAAAUCUGUCACAACAUCGCUUUCCAGUGCCAAAUCUGUGAAAAUCCUACAUGUGGCAUAAAAAUACACAACCCAUGUGUGGCCAGGUACUUUAAAGGAAGAUCAGAGCCGCGAUGUCCGGCUUGUGAUGACUUUUGGCCACAUGAAAUCCCUGAAGUCAGACGGCCCAAGUCUCAGUCCAGGAGAUGAGGACUCAAGCAUCAAAUGUGUUUUUUUGAUGGUUGAAAUUGUUUAAAGUAUUUUUAACAUAGGUUUUUUAAUAAACCAAAUUGUUAUUGUAAAUAUCUUUAUUUCUACAAAUAUAAAUGAGAAUGUGUUUCAUUGAAAUUUAUUUUUUAUAUGUAUAUGUUUUCACACAAUCAUUAAAAAAUAAAAAACUAA
This is a messenger RNA of Seriola aureovittata, 1126 nucleotides long. RefSeq names its product NSE1 homolog, SMC5-SMC6 complex component (gene nsmce1). Gene Ontology annotation, molecular function: ubiquitin-protein transferase activity. Lineage: Eukaryota; Metazoa; Chordata; Actinopteri; Carangiformes; Carangidae. Bases 191 to 934 code for a protein of 247 amino acids. The record is from RefSeq and is a predicted model, not a curated record. Gene Ontology annotation, biological process: double-strand break repair via homologous recombination; DNA damage tolerance. The transcript is spliced from 8 exons. Gene Ontology annotation, cellular component: Smc5-Smc6 complex; nucleus.